AUGACCAUCCAUAAAAUGUCAGCUCUUCUCAAACUGAUCCGAGUUACUAGGACUCACCUCCUUUCCACCACAAAACACUCAUUCUUCCGCCAAAACUCAACAAUGUCCGUCCCAAAGACCGACUUAGAACGAGCAGCCGCUGCUCGCGACCUCUUGAAGUCCAUCUUUGGACAGCGCGUCACCACCUUUGAUGACGAUGCCUCCGGGCCACGUUUGGCUCUCAGAGCUCCCUGGUCAACAACCUGCCAUACCCGCUCCGCCGCCUAUUUCCAACCCGAGACCCCCGCCGAAGUCAGCACCGCCCUCUCCAUUAUCACCAAAACCCAAUCCAAGUUUGCUGUGCGCGCCACCGGCCAUAACCCAAAUCCGGGUUUUAGCAGCACUCAUGAAGAUGCUGUAAUCAUUGAUCUGCACCGGCUGGAUACCAAGACUUUUGACGAGGAGACCGGCAUAGCAAGCAUCGGCGCCGGGAACACCUGGGGCGAGGUGUAUACCUGGCUCGAAGGCAAGGGGAGAAGUGUGAUGGGUGGGCGGUAUCAGGAGAUUGGUGUAGCUGGGUUUUGCUUAGGAGGAGGGAUGCCGGGGUUUGUGAACUUGAGAGGCAUGGGGUGUGAUCAGGUCCGGGGUUUUGAGGUCGUCCUCGGAGACGGAACCCCGGUCUACUGCUCCGCCCAUGUCCGAUCGGAUCUCUACCGGGCGUUGAAGGGCGGCGGAUCGAACUUUGGGGUCGUCACCCGGUUCGAGUUGCAGACGUAUGCGUUGUUGAAGACGCAGUAUAUCGUCAGCUUGUACAAGCCAAAUGAUUAUGCCAACAUCAUCAAGGCGUCGGUGGAUGCGCACAAGGAGAUGGAGAAUGAUCCCAAGGCGGCGUACUUUACCAAUGUCCACAGGGACUUUGUCGCCAUCGGACAGUUGUAUGCCGAUACGCCAAAGGAAGAACCAAAGGUGUUUGAGCCGUUCAGGAAGCUGGAGAGUAUGAUGGCGCCGGUUGUGCCCAAGACUGAUGGUACGCUUUCAACGCUGGCGCAGGCCAUUGGACAUCGGCCUCCCAAGGGGAAACGCGUCAUCUUCACCAUUUCCACCAAGGUCGAUCAAGACCUCUACCUCGCCAUCCACAAAAUCUGGCAAGACGUAACGGCAACCCUACCUUCUUCGGCCGAUGGCACAGACCUGCACUACACCAUCCAGCCUGUGACUGCCUCCGCCGCGCGUGCCGGUCAAGACAACGGAACAGGUGACAACGCCCUCGGCCUAGAGGAGGUGUCGCAGAACUGGUAUGUGUUCACUUUGGAGUACCAAUGGAACGGAGAUGAUUCUGUGCAUAAACCCGCCAUGGAUAGUAUUUACGAGCAGGUGAAGAAUGCUGCGGAGGAGAGCGGCUUGUUGUUGGAUUUCGUUUGCCCGACAUUUGCCGACAAGAGACAGGAUGUGUUGAGGGGGUUUGGGGAGGAGAAUGUUGAGUUGAUCAAAGAGGUGGCGGGGAAGUAUGAUGGAGAGGGUGUUUUUCAGAAAUUGCAAUAUGGAGGGUUUUUGGUGAGGGAUUUGUAG
Molecule: messenger RNA, 1548 nt
Organism: Sordaria macrospora k-hell
Lineage: Eukaryota; Fungi; Ascomycota; Sordariomycetes; Sordariales; Sordariaceae
Molecular function (GO): FAD binding
Source: RefSeq, a predicted model, not a curated record